Messenger RNA from Hibiscus syriacus, 791 nucleotides. Its product is annotated as protein TIFY 11B-like. Gene Ontology annotation, biological process: regulation of jasmonic acid mediated signaling pathway; regulation of defense response; response to wounding. The transcript has 5 exons. Lineage: Eukaryota; Viridiplantae; Streptophyta; Magnoliopsida; Malvales; Malvaceae. The record is from RefSeq and is a predicted model, not a curated record. Gene Ontology annotation, cellular component: nucleus. The coding region runs from base 16 to 780 and encodes 254 amino acids.
GGAAAAGAAGCGGCAAUGUCCAAUUCAGGCCAGAAGUCCCGCAAGGCUCUCGAGAGAGCUAGUUUCGUCAAUAUUCUUAGCCAGUUGUUGAAAGAAAAAAGAAAUCUUGGGGAUAUCAGUGUUGGGACGGAUUCAAAACAUGAAUCUAAAGGGAUUGAAACAUCUAGGCAACGAGCUGCGACAAUGAACUUUUUGCCUAAUAUGGAUAAUUCUUCUGAGAAUUUAAAACCGACUCUUGUGGCAUCUAAUGCGUUUUCCCCAGAUAUUGUCAGUCUCGGUGCCUCCACUUCCAAGGAAGAUACCAAUACCACGACUGAUUUCAGGAAACCGGCAAAAGUGGAGGCAAAGAAUUCCCAGCUGACCAUGUUUUUUGGGGGCCAAGUGGUGGUAUUUAAUGACUUUCCUUCACACAAGUUCAAGGAAAUCAUGGACAUUUUAGCUAGCUAUGGAUGCUCAUCUGCAUGCAGUGGCGUCGUUGCUGAGACCGGCAUGGAAAAAGUUAAUUAUAAAAUAGACAAAGUCGAGUCUAGAAAUCCUGAAAUUCCGGACCUGAACGUCGCCACCACGACUGGAAAUUGUCCUCCUCCUCCUCCUCAGGUUCCAGCCGGAGAGCGGUGUGAAUAUGGAGGUUCAGAUUUACGAAUUGCCAGAAGAAAUUCACUUCACAAGUUCUUCGAAAAGAGAAAAGACAGGGCAGCUGCAAGAGCACCAUACCAAUUUAACAAUGUUAGAGGGUCUCCUCCGCUGCCUAAACCCGACGAAAGCGAGCCAUCUCACUAGGAAGGUCAAUC